Messenger RNA from Paramecium pentaurelia, 1338 nucleotides. The record is from the annotation of a GenBank genome assembly. NCBI's taxonomy places the organism in Eukaryota, Ciliophora, Oligohymenophorea, Peniculida, Parameciidae.
AAUGAGCAUUUCAUCAAACUCAAAAUAAGAAAUUGAACCCAAUUAGACUACAACCAAUGUAUUUAAAUAACACAAAUGUUGUUUUAGACAAAAUUCUUAUGGACACCAAAAGAUGAGGAAAAACUUAAAGAGCUUCAUAUAUUACAAUAGGGUAACUGGAAAUCCAUAAGUACUUUAUUAAAUGGUCCUACUCCAAUUGAAUGUAUGUAUAGAUGGCAAUAACUUCAUCCAGAUUAAGUAUGUUAUUUAUAAAAACAAAGACUCCCUCAAGAUAGUUAUGGUCUCCUUAAGAAGAUGAAUAGUUGAAAGAAUUAGUAGAAAAAUUUGGAAAAAGAUGGAGUAAGAUCUGUACAGUAAUGAAUUGGAGAACAGGAAAAUAGGUUAGAGAGCGUUAUUUGAAUUAGCUUUAAGGGACAAUAAAUUAAGAUAAAUGGACAGAAGAGGAAGAUAAAUUGAUUCUGAAACUAUAUAGGAAGUUUGGAACUAAAUGGAGUUAUAUUUCAAGUUUUUUGAAUGGAAGACCUGUAAAUUAAAUAUUACUAUAAACAUAGGAAAAUAUGGUUAAGAAUAGAUUUUAUGCUAAUCUAAAGAGAAAAUAUUAAUGUGAUAUAGUAGAUUCUGAUGAUGAUGAUUUUGAAAAGGAAUCUGUUAUUUCAUCAGACAAUGACGAAAAAAUUAAACUUAAAAAAAGAAGAAAAUUACCUAAAUCAACAAAGGAUGAUCAAAAAUAAAAAAAAAUUUAAGUUAAUGAUGUAAAUUUAGAAAAUCUCCAAAAAAUGACGAGAUCAAAGUAGAAUAAAUAAAAUGAUGAAAAUAGCUAAAAAUUAGAUGGGUCUAAUGAAAAUAGUUAAAGUAUUUGUUUUUUAAAUAUUUAUUAAGGAUUUCAUAAUGCCAACUCUUUGUUCUAUAAUCAAAUCACUAAUAUUAAAGAAGAAAAUUUAUUAAAAAUUAAUCACAAUAAUAUUAAUUCUUAACUUCUUCAACAAACUUAUCCUAAUUAGACAGCAAACUAAGAUGCUUUGAUGAUAAAUAAUUCUGAUAUAUUCUAAUAAUAUUCCAAUAUGGCACUCUUAAAUUAGUCGAAUCCAUAAAUAGUCUCAGAUCAAAAUUAACAUUAAUAUUAACAACAAAAUAACUUAUCUUAAUUACCUUUUGCACAAUAUCCAGGAAUUCAAAUGAUGAACCCAUUCUUAGGUUUUGUCUCUCCAUAAAAAUAAUUUGUAUAUUAGUUACCUUUUCAAUAAAAUUAUUAUGAUUAGAUUAACUAUUUACAAAAAUGGAAUGAAUUCUCUACAUUAUACAAUAAGUAAUUAUUGUAUAAUGGUUUGUAACCAUGAG